AUGGGAGAGGAGCGAGCAGAGCGAGGAGAAAGAGGAGAGCGGGGCGGAAGCGAGGAGAUUCAGGAGGGAGAGAAGAAUGGGACGGGAAUCUACCAGAAAAGGGGCAGAGAGGAGAGCAGGGAAGCAAGGGGGACAGGGGAGGAGGAACGAAGAAGGUUGGAGGAGGAGGGGGAGGAUGAUUGGCUCGACGGGGAAGACGCUGCUCUUUCCUUCUCUCCCAGCGCCGACAAGCUCAUACCACUAAUCGCAGGGGCAGCACUUUCUGUCCUUAUCUGCUACGUAACACCACUAGAAGGAUCCCUCGCCUUGCUGGCCGGCGGAUUUGCCGCCUACCAGUUUGUCUUUUUCCUCGCCCCGCUUCGCCCCCUUCGUCUUCUCCCUACUGACCUUGCUACAGGAGAAGGAGGGGGAGUGAGUGAGAAGGGGAGGAGAAGAGAAGAGGAGGAAUGCGAGGAACAGGAGAAGCAGCAGGAGCAGCAGAAUCAGCAGCAGUCACAGAAGGAGCUGCAGCAGCAGCCGCCGUCUCUUUCGGACUCGUUUCCCUCAUCCGCAGCAUCCAGCCUCCAGCAGCAGCCAUCCCAUGCAGAUUCAUCUCCCUAUCUGACAUCUCCUCACCCUCUGCCGUUCCAACUCCCUCCCUCCUCCAUACCGCUUGAUUCUUCCACACCCUCCUCGUCCCACCCCCAACUUUCCACCAUCCAGUUUCUCCCCCUUUACCUCCCCUAUCAAUUCCCAUCGCCCCCACCUUCCCCACCUUCCCCACCUUCCCCGCUCCUCCCAUCUCCCGCAGUCCUCCAAUCGUCCCCGCCUUACCCCCCGCCUCCCCCGUUUCCACUAUGCCUUAGCCGACCCUUGAUACCACCACCCUCCCAGCCCUCAUCUCUUUCCUCCCCCUUGCUCCCAGCCCACUGCCCCUCCUUUUUCCUUUCCAUGGAUAGAGCUGCAAUUGCCUUAGCUGCUCAGCAGCAGCAGGGGGCGGAAGGGGAUGAGAAAGAGGAGCAGAGGAAGGAGCAGCAGCAGCAGGAGGAGGAGCAGCAGGAGGGAGCAUGGGGUGCUGGUGCUGGAACAGCCGGCCAGCUGGCAAGUCUGUGGCUGGCCGUCAGUGUGGUCAUGACAGUGCAGUUCGCAGCUGCAGUGGCGGUUGGCAGUGAGGCGUUUGAGGAGGGUGCCCUAGAUAACACAUCAGCAGUGAGGCGUUUAAGGAGGAAUAGAGACAGCUUGAGAGGGAAUGGUGCUGAAGCUGAAGCAGCGGCAGUGGGAUGGGGGGCAGCUGCUGCAGUGGCGGCCAGCAGUGAGGCGUUCGAGGAGGGUAUUUUCAGUAACCCGCCUCUUUCUGAGACAACUGAAACCCCGUUUGACAGGGGUGCACUGGAAGAAGCAGCAGGGCGGGUGGGAGGGAUGGGGCGAGAGCAAAUGGAAGAGGAAUCUUCGGGGCAUUUUCCCGGUGAUGACUUAAACCAUCACCACCGUCUCUCUCACCCCCUUAACCCCUCCUCUCAUCUCGCCUCCUCUCCUCUCUUCCACCCGUCUCCUCCCUCACCCCACCACUGCAGGCACGCCCUGUUCGCAUCACUCGGCACCAUCGCCACCAUAUCUCUCAUCCUCACACUCUCCGCUGCUCUCGCUCUCACCCUCCCCGACCUCCUCUUCUCCCUCAUCUCCUCCCUCCCCUCCCCUCCUUUUCUCUCAACUGCCUCGCAAUCUUCCUCCUCACAAUUCUCGUCCUCCUCCUCCACCUCGCCCUCGGUGGACGACCGCCGCCUCAUGCCUGCCUCUGCUUCUCUCACGCUAACCAGAGUGCUGGCGCUCGUUUGUCUUCUCUUGGGGCAUUGUUUGGCAUUUUCCUUGAGGGUGGACUGA
Closterium sp. Naga37s-1 is the source of this 1860-nucleotide messenger RNA. The record is from the annotation of a GenBank genome assembly. NCBI's taxonomy places the organism in Eukaryota, Viridiplantae, Streptophyta, Zygnematophyceae, Desmidiales, Closteriaceae.